UAAGUUAGCUGCCAAGAGGUCCUAUUUAGCCUGGGAGAAAUUCGGUGUUUUUUCAGGAGGGAAACUUCGCAAGGUUUUGUCCCGAGUCAGAUACGAUUACCACUGAAAAAUAAAAAGCGAACGGUUCAUAAAGUAAUAUACAUUUUUAAUCGUACAGAAGGAGCCACGAGUCAUGUCUGGUAUCGCCUUAAGCAGACUGGCGCAGGAGCGCAAGGCCUGGCGGAAAGACCACCCUUUCGGCUUUGUGGCCGUGCCGACCAAAAACCCCGACGGAACCAUGAACCUGAUGAACUGGGAGUGCGCCAUUCCUGGAAAGAAAGGGACCCCGUGGGAGGGCGGCCUGUUCAAGCUGCGGAUGCUCUUUAAGGACGACUACCCUUCGUCUCCCCCCAAAUGUAAAUUUGAGCCUCCGUUGUUCCACCCCAAUGUUUACCCCUCUGGUACAGUGUGCCUCUCCAUUUUAGAGGAGGACAAAGACUGGAGGCCAGCCAUCACCAUCAAGCAGAUCCUGUUAGGAAUCCAAGAACUCCUGAACGAGCCCAACAUCCAGGACCCAGCCCAGGCAGAGGCCUACACCAUUUACUGCCAGAACAGAGUAGAAUAUGAAAAAAGGGUCCGAGCACAAGCCAAAAAAUUCUCACCAUAAAACGUCAAAGAGAAAAAAAAAUCCUUGUGAAAGAACGGAAGGAAUCGGUGGGCAAGGUGGUGUUUAUUUUUUUAUUGUUUUUUUUUUUUUGUUUUUUUUGCUCCCUUUUUGAUUUAAUUUUUAUUUUCCCCAAAAAAUAAUGUUAUCCUUCACGUACUUAUUUCUCCACUCUUCGCACGUACUUUUACAGGACUUAUUUAAAACUGAAUAUGUGCUGCCCUUUCUGGUCUUUAGCCGCAAUUUGUCUGGUGUGGGGGGGGAGGGAGGGGGGGGGGACUUGCUUUUAUCCUUUUUAGUUCUUUGUAGGUGCAAGGGGGGGUGGCACAGUUCCAGAUUCCACACGCUUAUCAUUGUGCCCCCACCAUUUAUUACUCUCAAACAAUUCAGACUAAAAAAAUAAUAAUUUUGAAUACAAGUACACAGAUUUGGGUCGGCCAUCUUGGUUUUUUUUUUUCCCCCCCCAAAAUAUGCUGUUUUUUUCCCCCCUCAUUUUCUUUCAAACAGGGUCUGUUCUAUCAGUCUGUGUGUUUUCCAUGGUUUUAAUGAUGUAAAACUUGCUAUUACUUUAAUAUGUCAGUAUUUCAACUGCUGUAAAAUGAUGAACUUUUAUACUUUCUAUGAUUACUCUAGCGUCUCUAGACGACUCUUUCCAUCUCUGAUGCAGGCCUUGUAUUCCGCAUGUUGUAAUAUAUGAUAGCGUCGUGCUGCCUUGGCCAUUUGAGUAGGUCCCGGAGGGCAAUGGGAAGGAGCAGCCACAGUGAAUCAAAUAUCAAGAGGCAGGUUAGCUUAAAACUGCAUCAGACUCUUUGUGUUUCUAUGGUGUUUUGUUCAUGUACGUGUUUAGAGUAAAUAAAAAUGUUUAUACAAA
Messenger RNA from Anguilla rostrata (American eel), 1514 nucleotides. Its product is annotated as SUMO-conjugating enzyme UBC9-B. Gene Ontology annotation, molecular function: SUMO conjugating enzyme activity. Lineage: Eukaryota; Metazoa; Chordata; Actinopteri; Anguilliformes; Anguillidae. Gene Ontology annotation, cellular component: nucleus. Gene Ontology annotation, biological process: protein sumoylation. The record is from RefSeq and is a predicted model, not a curated record. The transcript has 7 exons. The coding region runs from base 173 to 646 and encodes 157 amino acids.